AUGGAUCAACCUGUCGGAGACGGCGCAGAUGGCAGUCUCGGAAGUGUCGGGCGGUUCCACUCCACUUAUGGAAAGAAAGAAUCCGCUGACGGACCGCGUCAACAUGGAGCUGACGAUGUUGAAGAAUCUGACGACGUUGAAGGAUCUUCGGAAGGCGAAGAGGCCUCAAGAAACCUCCCGCUCUUGAUGCAAGCAGUGACUGUCGCUUUUCGAAGUGUCAGUCACUAGGAUCUGAUAGAGUAGGAGGGAGGCGCAUUCCGCCGAGCACUUUGUGAGUUUACGCUUUUUUUAAUGUAAUUGCCCUUUUGGACAAGAAAAAAUUUUUUUCAAGUGAUUUUUGUGUAAAAUGAAUGAUUUUUAGGUGACCCGCCUGUCAACCCUCCUCCAAACAGCCGCCCUGGAACUCUCACGCUGGAGAGCCGGCGAAUCAUUGUCCGAAUUGGAAUGGAUCAACCUGUCGGAGACGGCGCAGAUGGCAGUCUCGGAAGUGUCGGGCGGUUCCACUCCACUUAUGGAAAGAAAGAAUCCGCUGACGGACCGCGUCAACAUGGAGCUGACGAUGUUGAAUAAUCUGACGACGUUGAAGGAUCUUCGGAAGGCGAAGAGGCCUCAAGAAACCUCCCGCUCUUGA
Messenger RNA from Caenorhabditis sp. 36 PRJEB53466, 631 nucleotides. NCBI's taxonomy places the organism in Eukaryota, Metazoa, Nematoda, Chromadorea, Rhabditida, Rhabditidae. The record is from the annotation of a GenBank genome assembly.